AUGACACAUUCCACGGUUAAAAUCCGCCUGCAAGUCUGGGAUACUGCCGGUCAGGAACGAUUUCGAAAACUAGCUCCAUCCUAUAUUCGAGACGCUCAUGUAAUUCUGGUAGUCUUCGAUCUCACUUCUCCAAGUAUUGUGGAACAAAUAUCCCGGUGGACGCUUUUCGCUGAAAGAGAACGAGAAGAGGGAGCUAUUGUGGUACUUGUGGGCAGUAAAUGCGACCUUAAGCAAAGACGGCAUGAUAAGCUCACUAUGGACCGGAUGAUGGCAGAAUAUAAUGCGCCAUAUGUCGAAACUUCAGCAAAAACAGGCUUCAAUAUUGAUGAGGUGAGCUGUGGUUCAGAAUGGCAGCGCUUAUAA
Molecule: messenger RNA, 363 nt
Organism: Cooperia oncophora
Lineage: Eukaryota; Metazoa; Nematoda; Chromadorea; Rhabditida; Trichostrongylidae
Source: the annotation of a GenBank genome assembly